This is a messenger RNA of Acaulospora colombiana, 4125 nucleotides long. Lineage: Eukaryota; Fungi; Glomeromycota; Glomeromycetes; Diversisporales; Acaulosporaceae. The record is from the annotation of a GenBank genome assembly.
AUGUCAUUGUUUGCAGUUUCAAUCCAGUUCGGAUCAGUAAAUCAACCAUCGGCCAAUCCACCACUAUCGUCUUCACCAGUACAACCGUCCCUAGUAAGUGGAGGGAAUAACCCUCCUCCACUUCCAAAAAGUGGUACUCCAACUUUUGGAACGGUAACUGUACGAAGUCCUUCGGAAGAGCUGCCAGCUUCUACACCUGCCAGCUCUGGAUCUGUUACUGGAGCACCCAAGCCUUUAUUAGCUACACGUAUAAACAAAGAAAUUCCUCGGACACAGUCUGCCCCACCGUUGCUUAAUCUCCAAGAUUCACCAAAUGUAGGUCAACCCUCAGGUCAUCAGAUGAAUAACAUGACACCCCGUAAUCAACAACAGCUGUCCGCGGCUACUCCUCCGCAACCAAUUUCAACAUCAAAUCCUCCACAUCAUCGUAAGGAUUCUGCUUCUUCAACAGUGUCCUCCAACGAUGCCACUUCAUAUCACCAGAGGUCGCGAGACAAGAGCGUUCCUGGCGCCAUACCUCCCUCAUCGCAUUCGAAUCCUCAGCCAAUUCCUCAAGCUCAGAUUCCAAUGACUGGACCGCAGCCGACAAUUCCAGUACAAAUGUGGCCCUACAAUCGCUCUAAUGAAUAUUAUUACCCCAAUUAUUAUCCGCAUAUGUAUGUAAUCCAAACAAGACCUACAAUACCAAUCCCGACUCAUUUGCCUCCAACCGCUACUUCAUACACACCUAUGAAAAAUCAUGCUGUCCCAAUUGUUAACCCUGUUAAUGGAUCAGUUGUAAAUGCGCACCCUUCUUCCGUUUACCCUGGUGUGAGGAAGGAGGACGUCUCCGUGUCUACGGUCGUCGAUGCCAAAAGGACCGAAGAUGUGGAUAAGGAUAAGGAACAGACCCUCGAUAACGACAAAAAAGAAUCUAAAGCUGUUCCGAUAGUUGAUCCAGUUGAUAAGGAUAAAAUAGAACGAGAAAGGAAAGAAAAUGAGGAAAAGGAAAAAAAGGAACGUGAGGAGAAAGAGCGUAAAGAGCGAGAAGAAAAGGAAAGGUUGGAGAGAGAACGCGAAGCAAAAGAAAAGGAGAGAAUAGAACGCGAAGAGAGGGAGCGAAAGGAACGUGAAGAAAGGGAACGCAAAGAACGCGAGGAAAGGGAACGUGAGGAAAGGGAACGCGAGGAGAAGGAGCGUAAAGAACGUGAGGAGAAGGAACGUAAGGAACGUGAGGAGAGGGAACGUAAGGAACGUGAGGAAAGGGAACGCAAGGAACGUGAGGAAAGGGAACGCGAGGAGAGAGAACGCAAGGAACGCGAGGAGAGGGAACGCAAGGAACGCGAGGAGAGGGAACGCAAGGAACGUGAAGAGAGGGAACGCAAGGAACGUGAAGAGAGGGAACGCGAGGAGAAGGAACGCAAGGAACGUGAGGAGAAAGAAAGGUUGGAAAAAGAGAGGUUAGAACGUGAAAAAAAAGAACGAUUAGAACGUGAAGAGAGAGAACGAUUAGAACGCGAAGAGAGAGAACGAUUGGAGCGUGAAGCAGAGCAGAAAGAAAAAGAACAAUUGGAGGCACAGGAAGAACGUAAAAGGAUUGAGCGAGAAGAAGCUCUUAGAAAAGAGGAAACGGAACGCCAGAUUUCCGAAAAAAAGAAAAAAGAGGUUGAAGAAGAGGAAAAGAAAAAGGAGAUUGAUAAGGAUGCUAAGAAAGAGGAGAAGAAAUACGGAAAAGGGCACAAACCUGAGGCUUUGGAUUUGUCUCGCACCAUCUCAGCACCUGCUUUAGGGAGUGGUCCACUUAGUAGUGCUCGUAUUAUCGACGACUUGAACUCUGUACAGUAUCCGGCUCACAUCAAGUCACCCAACCCAGAAUUGAACGUUAAUUCCGAUCCAGGAAAAUUCAAAUACGAUCGUAAUUUCCUCAUGCAAUUCAUGGAAGUUUGCAAAGAAAAACCGACAAAUUUACCAACGUUAGACGCGGUUGGCAUGGAAGAACCCAAAGAUGAUAAAAAAGGUGGUUCCAGGCCACGUCCUGGGAGCCAACGUACUUCGCAACACGCAAAGAGUGGCUCAGGUCAAUCACAGUAUUCUCAAAUGGGAGAAUUUAAAUUGCAGAAGAGUGACGGAUUCCCGGUCUCAUCAAGUUAUGGUUCUAGGACAGGUUUUGCAAGAUCAUCCCUUGGUCCUCGCACUGGUAGUGGAAGUAUGUCAUUGCCAUCUAGUCUAGGAAAUCCUCCGAGCCCAGUUCGAGCACAAAGUUCAAUCCGACGGAAAAAACCUAUUCACCAAGGUCAACCUGGUCAAAACAUAGGACAAGAAUCAGUGACACCCCUUGAAAUUUCCGAAAAUCGAUGGAUUCCAAUGAUGCAUAAAACGAUCGAUGAACGCUUGCAUCUAGAAACGGUGCAACGUAAAGUGAAGGCUCUUCUGAACAAAUUGACUUUAGAGAAAUUUGACAGAAUAUCGGACCAGAUAAUUGAGUUCGCCAAUAGAUCUAGAGAAGAGAGGGACGGAUGUCUAUUAAGAGAGGUUAUCAGUCUCACGUUUGACAAAUCAUGCGAUGAACCCAAUUUCAGUCAAAUGUACGCACAGCUUUGUCGUAAGAUGAUGGAAAAGGUGGACCCCGAAAUAAUAGACGAAAGCGUUAGAAAUGCGGAAAACAAACCUGUUCAGGGUGGCGCGUUGUUCAGGAAAUAUCUACUGAAUAGAUGCCAGGAAAAUUUUGAAAAGGGUUGGAAAGUCAACAUUCCUGUCCCGUCUAAUGAAAAAGGCGAACCGGAUCUUAUGUCAGACGAAUAUUAUACUGCGGCGAAAGCAAAAAGACAUGGACUCGGUCUUAUACGUUUUAUUGGUGAAUUGUUCAAACUAAGUAUGCUUACCGAGCGUAUUAUGCAUGAAUGCAUAAAAAAACUAUUGUCCAACAAGAAUCCUGAAGAGGAGGAAAUGGAAAGUUUGUGUAAACUAUUGACUACAGUCGGACAGCAACUUGAUCAUGCUAAUGCCAAAACGCAUAUGGAUGCAUAUUUUUCCAGGAUGGAUGAAAUGUCGAAAAACAUGAAAUUGAGCAGCCGUAUAAGAUUUAUGAUAUUGGACGUAAUUGAAUUGCGAAGUAAUAAUUGGGUGCCGAGACGUGAUAACAAUGCACCAAAAACUAUUGCGGAAAUUCAUGAAGAUGCAGCCAAACAAAAAGAGGAAGCCGAAUAUAUGCGGAGAACAACUAGUUCAGGUGGCCGAGGGUUGCCUAAAAUAGCGGAUCAAAUGACCCGUGUCGGAUCUGGUCGUCGUGAUAAGGGAUCAGGGUCGCACGGUGCCGGUGGACAACAAGCCGAGGCUGGUUGGAACAUGGUAGGCGGUGGAUCAUCGUCGGCAUCACGAAAAACCGGUGAUCUGUCAAAGUUUGGAUCGGUGCGUAGCAAGGUCUCCGGAAAUGUUAAUCUUGCUCCGGGUGGAGGAGCUUUUGGCGCAAAAUGGAAAACAGAUAACAAAGAUCGCGAUGAUAAGAGUUCGGUCAUGGCCCGUGGAAAUUCAGCGUCGAAUACAUAUAGUGUGCUAACUAACGCUGAUCCCGAAAUUCGUAAGUCCAGUGAUGGGGAAAGGAAAAAGUUGCAGCUUGCACCACCAUCAAAGAGUAUACAUGAAGAUAGUAUUGCUCCUAAGUCGAUUAUGACGAAACCUUCAUCGGUACCCUUAACGGUAGAAACAGCAAAUAAGAAAAUUGAUAAUAUGAUCGAAGAAUAUUUUACAGCAUUAGAUUUAAGAGAGUUAAUUUAUUGUAUAAAUGAAUUACCCAAGGAAUAUCACUCAAAGGCAAUUUCAGAGUUUGCCAAUAAAGUUAUUGAAAAGAAAGAGGAUGAUGUACGUAAAGUCGUCGGGGUGUUUAAAAAACUUUCAACGGAGGGUAUAAUAUCCAAAUCAGUGUUUAUGGAAGGGCUUCCAUUUACAAUGGAAUUUUUGACAGAAAUUAGCACCGACGCACCAAAAUCUUAUACUUAUGUUGGACAAUUGCUUUAUGGUUCUUCGAUCGAGCUAAAGGAAGUUGCGGAACUGCUAAAACCUUUGUUUGAUAUUGAGGAUGUCAAGGGCGUAGAAAAGGUGAUGGCGGGAUACUUGGAAGAAUGGAAAAAUGUAUCGGUAAAUAUUUAA